This is a messenger RNA of Neolamprologus brichardi, 859 nucleotides long. The record is from RefSeq and is a predicted model, not a curated record. Lineage: Eukaryota; Metazoa; Chordata; Actinopteri; Cichliformes; Cichlidae.
GUGUCUCUGUCCAAAGGUCGCUCCUACAACUUCCCCAUUCAGCUGUGGCUGUUGGACUCCUUCCCAUUCACUCCUCCCAUAUGUCACUUGAAACCCACUUCUAACAUGGUCAUCAGAGAGGGCAAGCACGUUGAUGCCCAUGGACGUAUCCACCUACCUGGCCUUCACAACUGGGAUCAUCCAAAGUCAUCUGUGGUGGGUCUUCUGAAUGAGAUGGUUACCAAAUUUCAGGAAGACCCUCCAUUGUCCUCAAAGACCACAACAGACAACAAAGAUCCCCAUGAGCUCCUGGCGUUUGUCUCCAAUUUCCGUAUCAGUGAUGGUGGAAUCAGCCAUCACGGUCAACCAAUCAACAAAGUCUCAGUUAUUGGGGGAGGAGAUUUAGGAAUGGCAUCAGUGAUGAGCAUUUUAUCCAAGUGUAAAGUGGAUAAACUGGUUUUCAUUGACGUCGCUGAGAGUUCCACCAAGGGUGGCAGUACAGAUCUGGAGAUUUUCAGUCUGCCAAAUGUUGAAGUAUCCAGAGAUAUCUCCGCCUCUGCAGGCUCCAGGGUGGUCGUGGUGACUGCAAACGCAUGGAGCAGUGAACAGUCGUAUGUCACCGUGGUACAGACCAACGUUGACUUGUACAGAGGAAUAAUUCCCAAUCUGGCACGUCUCAGCCCUAGCGCAGUGAUGCUAAUUGCAUCACAACCAGUGGACAUCAUGGCCCACGUUGCCUGGAGGCAGAGUGGCUUGCCUCCAACACAUGUGAUCGGAGCAGGGUGUAACCUGGACUCGGAGCGACUCAGUCAUGUCAUGGAUAUCAACCUGAACACACACAAACCAGCCUGGGUCAUAGGAGAACUUUCAGAUAACAAAA